Molecule: messenger RNA, 1657 nt
Organism: Papilio polytes (common Mormon)
Lineage: Eukaryota; Metazoa; Arthropoda; Insecta; Lepidoptera; Papilionidae
Exons: 5
Coding region: 157-1344 (395 amino acids)
Biological process (GO): protein ubiquitination; ubiquitin-dependent protein catabolic process
Cellular component (GO): cytosol; ubiquitin ligase complex
Molecular function (GO): ubiquitin protein ligase activity
Source: RefSeq, a predicted model, not a curated record
UAAUGUCAGCUUGUGAAAUUUUUAUUUUUCGUGAUAAUUUGUUGUGUAUCAUGUAACAUGUUAAAAAUAUUAAUAUCCACGGAGAAAUAUACAAAUUAAAUGGCCUUAGAAUAAUGAAAAUAAUUAAACAGAUAUUGUAAGUUUUAAUUUCUAAUAAUGGGUAUGAUUUCGCGUGUUCGAGGUCGCAUAAGGAGUGACUCUUUCUCGAAGAUUCACACGAUGAAAUCAGAAGAUAAGAUCGCUAAUAUCGUGUGGUUGCUGUCCGUGGUGCUUCUACUGCCGUAUUGGGCGCCGCGAGGUCUUUUCGUGGCGUUGGGCGGCGCAUGGCUAAUGGCCGCGUAUACCUGUCUAGUGGUGCCUGUUCUUAUAUCCGCAAACUACCGAUAUCCAGCGCGAUGGUACCCCGCUGUGGCUAAGCUAGCACAAGAGGUCGCACGUAGACUGCGUGCGCCAGGGGCUUGUUUGCUCAGCGUGCUACGAACUGCAUACGCGCCGCUAGAGCGUGCUGAGCGACUGUUCCUUCAAAUGAACAACUUAUCCACCAUGAUAUGCCAGUUGCUGGUGUUCACUGCAUGCGACAAGCUGUUCGUAUCCCAGGGCCGGCUUACAUGCCUAUACUCUCUCAUGUUCUACAACGUCAUCACGUAUUCCGUCAGCUACGUGCGCGAGAUCUGCACCAAGGAGGACUGGUCGCCCUAUGUCAACGUCACCCGCCACUCCCGCGUCAAGCACCUCGCCAUGUCCGCCACAAAGAUCGUCCUCGAGUGGACCAAAGCUGUUACAUUCAUAGUCACAAUCACAUUUAUCCUUCUAACUUUAGGUCUGGAGCAAGGAUUAGAACACUUCCGACCCACAGCUCUGUACACGGCCAUCACUGGCACUUAUUAUUUAUUGACCGAGAGAACCUUCCUAGAAUUGUGGCCUCUCGCAUUGUCCGCAAUGAAGCUGGAGAGAUUGGAGGGUAUGGAGGUGCUAUUUUGUGGAGUUUGGGCUAGAGGCGUGACGACAGCUCUGGCUUUGCCCUUGGUGCCGGCACUAGCGUGGUGCGAGCGAUGGCGAUUAUCCGUUCUCGUUCUAUAUGUGUGCGUGUUCAUGCAUGGUCGACAUAGAUUAGGAGAGGCUUUGGUAAAAAUGAAUGAGGCGUGUGAUUCGUUGGCGAAAUUCCGAAGAGCGACGCCUGAAGAACUGUUGACCCUGGAGGACGUAUGCGCAGUUUGCUUAGCUAGCAUGAAAUCUGCGCGGGUGACGCCGUGUGCGCACUACUUUCACGCUGACUGCCUCCGCAGGUGCCUCGCUACAUCCGACAGAUGCCCCAUUUGUGUGAGGCCGUACGUCUUCUGUUGAUCACCUCGGGAAACUGUUGAGAAGAAGACUGUCUUUUUAAAGUUUGAAGUCACUGUUGAACUGAUAUUUUCCAAAAUGCCACGAACGAAUAUUGAAUGUAACAAUAUUAAUUGUUGUGAUUUAGGUUAAGAUACAUUUUAUGCUGCUUAUUUACAACGGUUAUUGAUUAUUUAUAGAAGUGUCUAUGUAACGACUUAGCUACUAAUAUUGGACAAGUGUGAUUCGUAAAUUAUAGUAAUAACUUUAGAAACACAGCAACUUAUAGAGCAGUAUUAAUUUUAUUAUUGAAUUUAUUUGAUAUUUAUGUAUGAAA